This is a messenger RNA of Dermatophagoides pteronyssinus (European house dust mite), 2187 nucleotides long. RefSeq lists its product as uncharacterized. Gene Ontology annotation, cellular component: extracellular region. Gene Ontology annotation, molecular function: chitin binding. NCBI's taxonomy places the organism in Eukaryota, Metazoa, Arthropoda, Arachnida, Sarcoptiformes, Pyroglyphidae. The record is from RefSeq and is a predicted model, not a curated record.
UUUUCUUCAAUUAAUCGAAGCCAAAUCAUUUCAAAAUGCGUAAAUUUGCAUUCAUUUUUUAUAUGUUCAUGGCAUUCAUGUCAUUAGAAUAUGAAUUAAGUUUAAGUGAUGAUUGUCCAAAUUGUUUUGCCAUAAGUCAAUUUAAUGGUGGUAAUAAUUAUAAUUAUUAUCAACAACAACAACAACAACAGUCACCAUAUUAUCCUCAAACGAAUCGUGAUCAAAGACAAUAUGAAUCGGCAAUUAAUUUACAAUAUUUACAUCCACCACAAAAUAAUUAUGGCCAUCUUCAUCAUCAACAACAACAUCAACAUAAUCAUCAGCCACAAAUUCAUUCUUCAUUAUUGAAGCCGGCGCCACAGCCACAACAGCCGCCAUCAUUAUCGCCUCCAAAAUAUCGUCCAAUUAUAAUGGCAUAUCAUCCACGUGUAAACAAUAGACAUAUGCCAUUUUUUACAAGAAAUUCCGAUCAUUUAUUAGAUGAUAAUCCAACGAAUUCGAAUGAAGAAUCUGAUUCGAUUAUAAUGGAUGAUAAUGAUCAAACGAAUACAGAUGAUACAGAACAGCAUCAGAAUCAACAACAACAGCAACAACAGCAGCAACAACUGCAUCAACAACUACAAUCAUUUGUACGCAUUCCACAGAAAUCUGUUCGUCAAAAAAUAUCCAGCGAUCAUCAAUAUUGGCCACCAUUGAUUAAUCAUACAUUUGGAAAUAUUCCUGAAAAUUUUGCAACAACAACAACAACAACGCUGCCACCGCCACCGAUAUAUUCCCUUGAUGAUUAUGAAGAAGAAUUUCAAAAUCAUGAUAUGAUGUAUACAGCAACAUCAUCAUCAUUAUCACCAUCACCAUCACCAUCAUCAACGACAACAACAACAGUAAAACCAAAUUAUCGGCCUAGGCCUGUUUCGGUACGAUUACCAACAACCAGUCCACGGCCAUCAUUAUUAGCCAAAAAUAAUGCCGAACAACAAUUUUCUUCUUCUUCUUCUUCUUCGGAUCAUCAAACAAAUUCAAACAAUAGAAUAUUGAGCCAAGUUGAAAAUCCAAUUGAUAGUAAUAAUAUUGAAAAUAUUAAUUUGGAAAAUAAUAAUAAUGGUGGUAGCGGAAGAUAUGGUGCUGGUCAAUUUAAGCCAAGACGAAAUGGUCCAGGAAGACAAAGAAGACGACAAAGAACUACAACAACAUCGUCAACAACAACAACAUCAACGACUACAACAACAACAACUGAACAACCAUAUUAUGAUUAUGGUGAUUAUUAUGAUUAUGAUCAAGAUGAUUAUGAUGAUGAUGAUUAUGAUUAUCUUGCAACAACAACAACAACAACUACAACUACAAGGAGACCACGAGAUAGACAUAAUCAUCAUCGUGGUAGAGGACAUCGUCGACGUGGUGGAGGAAGAAGAAGAUAUCAUCAUCAUCAUCAUCAUCAUCGUGAUGAUGAUAUUGAACUAUUACCACAUCGAAAACAACAAGAACCAUUAAAACCAACUGAACCAUCAACAACAACAACAACAACAACAUUAUCACCAAAUUAUAAACCAAGACCAGAUGGACGUAUAAUUGAUUAUAAUGCUGAUCCAAAUUUUCCAUAUGAAUUAAAAGGUGCUGAUCUUACUGAUUAUCCAUUUUAUAUAUCGAUACCAGAAACAGAUUUUAAUUGUAAAGGUCGUCAUGAUGGUUAUUAUGCUAAUAUUGAUUUAAAAUGUCAAGUUUAUCAUCAUUGUGCUAUUGGUCAUCAACGUUAUGAUUUUCUUUGUCCAAAUUAUACAUUAUUUGAUCAGACAACAUUUACUUGUCGUUUUAUAAAUACAGUUGAUUGUGAUGCAUCUGAAAAUCAUUAUAAACGUAAUAAUGAUUUAUAUGUUCAAAGUACAACAAAUGGACCAAAUAAUUUAUAUGGUUCUUAUAAUCAUCCACCACCCCAAUCAUCAUCAUCAUCAACACCACCACCGGUAAAACCACCCGCAUCAUCAUCAUCUUCAUCAAACAAUCAUGAUCAUCUACAGACAUCAGGUUCGGAUUCUUCAUCAUCACAAUCACCAAAUAAUAAUAAUGAUGAUGAUGAUAAUUAUAGACCAAAUCAAUUGCCAUUAUUACGAUUGAAUAAACGGCCACAACAACAUAUCAAUUAAUUAAUUUUUUUGCUACAUCAAUUGCUCCAUUCAAUCAAAAUGUUGUUGU